CAUUUUGGCUAUCCAGAGACCCAUUAGUUAUGAUCUCUUUAACGAGAUCUAUUUGAUUCAAGAACUCAUGGAAACCGAUCUCCACCGGGUGAUCCGCACGCAGACGUUGACGGAUGACCACAUCCAAUACUUUAUUUAUCAGACCUUAAGGGCCUUAAAAUGUUUACACUCUGCCAACGUGUUACAUCGGGACUUAAAACCACUGAAUUUAUUGCUCAAUUCCAACUGCGACUUGAAGAUCUGUGACUUCGGGCUAGCCCGAAGCAUUGCCUCGAGCGAAGAUAACUUUGGUUUUAUGACCGAGUAUGUGGCUACUCGGUGGUAUAGAGCCCCUGAAAUCAUGUUGACGUUUCAAGAGUACACCACUGCCAUUGACGUGUGGUCUGUUGGAUGUAUUUUGGCGGAGAUGUUGACCGGUAGACCGUUGUUCCCUGGCCGAGACUACCACAACCAAUUAUGGCUCAUUAUGGAAGUGUUGGGAACUCCUAAUAUGGAAGAUUAUUAUAAUAUUAAGCUGAAGAGAGCCAGAGAGUACAUUAGAUCACUCCCCUUCUGCAAAAAAGUUCCAUUCCAAAGCUUGUUCGCAGGAGCCGUCACAAACUGCAAUCCGUUGGCGUUUGACUUGUUAGAGAAGUUGUUAAUCUUUAACCCAAACAAAAGAAUUACGGUGGAUGACGCAUUAAAGCAUCCGUAUUUAAAGUUGUACCAUGACCCCAACGACGAGCCAAUUGCCGAGAAAAUCCCCGAAGACUUCUUCGACUUUGAUCGCAAGAAAGACGAAUUGACCAUUGAUGAUAUUAAAAAACUCUUAUACGACGAGAUAAUGAAGCCAUUAUAAUUCUUAUAUACUGUAAUAUACCCUACCACAAAACCCCGUUGCGAAUUUUCAGAGCGCGUUGUUCAGCAAAGAAAAAUUUAAAAACACCCUGGAACUCUACGUCUCACCACCAAUGAAGUUAUUUGCAUUUUUGUGGUUGAUUGGAUUGGCACUUUGCCACAACGUCUUGUUGCCUCCAUACGGUAAGCAAUGUUUCUUUGAAACCUUGAAGAAGAAUGAUGAAUUGGCCAUCUCUUUCCAGGUGGGAUCAAGAGACCCUCAAAAUGGUGAACAGUUGAAGGCUUCCUUUUAUAUUGGCUCUCCCAGUGGCCAGGUCUUGGUCAAGAAAAAUGAUAUCGACCACGGUGACGAGGUGGUCAGAGCCACUAGUGAUGGCAAAUACACCUACUGUUUUUCUAACGAAAGAUCCAGUAGAGUGGAUAUGGAUGUUUCUUUCAAUGUGCACGGGGUGAUCUAUAUUGAUUUUGAAAACCCCGACUCUAACACCUUGGACUACGCCAUCCAAAGAUUGAGUCAGUUGACCAGUGACGUGAAGGCUGAACAGGGAUACUUGGUGAUCAGAGAAAGAACUCACAGAAACACCGCCGAAUCCACCAACUCCAGAGUCAAGUGGUGGUCGGUGUUUCAAAUCCUCAUGGUGGCCACCAACUCGUUGUUCCAGAUCUACUAUUUGAGACGGUUCUUCGAGGUGAAACUGGUAGUUUAGGGGUAGCUCUAUAAGGUUAAUAAAAAUGUAUUUUUCAAAAACAUCUGGGUAGAGCUGGUCGUGUCACUCGGGCAAAUAAUUCAGUUGAAGACGAAUGCCUUUCAUUCCCAAGAGGAUGAGCUCGGCAGAAAGGAUUAAACCGUUGAUUUAUUUGUACGCUCGGAUUUACGGUGCGUCUGACUUCAUAUGAUAGUAGAUGGGGUUGGAAGAACUUGGGGUAUUUCGGGGUUUUGUCAAUACCCCCAGAUAAAGAAACCGAAUAUACCGGAGUUUAAGCCGGUAAGUUGGUGCCUGCCAAUCUGCGGGUCUUUACGGGAUAUUUUGCAAUUACCAUAUU
Yamadazyma tenuis ATCC 10573 is the source of this 1881-nucleotide messenger RNA. Lineage: Eukaryota; Fungi; Ascomycota; Pichiomycetes; Serinales; Debaryomycetaceae. The record is from RefSeq and is a predicted model, not a curated record.